AAAGUUCCCCGUACGUGCGCCGUACGUGGGCGCGGUGCCCCAGCGCUCAGCGUUUCAGCGAGUGAGUGGGCUCCGUGCCCAGCUGAAGUCUGGGAGGGGCACUUUUCCAGGCGGUCGCGGCUCCCCCUGGCGGCGGAUGUGCCGCGCUGGAGGGGCGCAGUCAGGCGUUCUCCGCGGGCAGCCGGCGGCGGGGCCUUGCCUUACAGCGCGGGGUCCUCGGCGGCCUGGGUGGCUACUGCCCCUGCUGCUGUCGUAGGCGAGGACGGCUGUUAGUGCUGCUGCUGUUGGUUCGUCGCGGCGGCGAAGGAGGAGGAGGAAGAGGGCGAGGCGACAAGGGAAGAAGGAGGCAGGCGCGGCGGCAGCGGCGGCGCCCCGGGCCGGCGGAGGCGAGGGGGGGGAAGAUGGCGGACGUGCUUAGCGUCCUGCGACAGUACAACAUCCAGAAGAAGGAGAUUGUGGUGAAGGGAGACGAAGUGAUCUUCGGGGAGUUCUCCUGGCCCAAGAAUGUGAAGACCAACUAUGUAGUUUGGGGGACUGGAAAGGAAGGCCAACCCAGAGAGUACUACACAUUGGAUUCCAUUUUAUUUCUACUUAAUAAUGUGCACCUUUCUCAUCCUGUUUAUGUCCGACGUGCAGCUACUGAAAAUAUUCCUGUUGUUAGAAGACCUGAUCGAAAAGAUCUACUUGGAUAUCUCAAUGGUGAAGCGUCAACAUCGGCAAGUAUAGACAGAAGUGCUCCCUUAGAAAUAGGUCUUCAGCGAUCUACUCAAGUCAAACGAGCUGCAGAUGAAGUUUUAGCAGAAGCAAAGAAACCACGAAUUGAGGAUGAAGAGUGUGUGCGCCUUGAUAAAGAGAGAUUGGCUGCCCGUUUGGAGGGUCACAAAGAAGGGAUUGUACAGACUGAACAGAUUAGGUCUUUGUCUGAAGCUAUGUCAGUGGAAAAAAUUGCUGCAAUCAAAGCCAAAAUUAUGGCUAAGAAAAGAUCUACUAUCAAGACUGAUCUAGAUGAUGACAUAACUGCCCUUAAACAGAGAAGUUUUGUGGAUGCUGAGGUAGAUGUGACCCGAGAUAUUGUCAGCAGAGAGAGAGUAUGGAGGACACGAACAACUAUCUUACAAAGCACAGGAAAGAAUUUUUCCAAGAACAUUUUUGCAAUUCUUCAAUCUGUAAAAGCCAGAGAAGAAGGGCGUGCACCUGAACAGCGACCUGCCCCAAAUGCAGCACCUGUGGAUCCCACUUUGCGCACCAAACAGCCUAUCCCAGCUGCCUAUAACAGAUACGAUCAGGAAAGAUUCAAAGGAAAAGAAGAAACGGAAGGCUUCAAAAUUGACACUAUGGGAACCUACCAUGGUAUGACACUGAAAUCUGUAACGGAGGGUGCAUCUGCCCGGAAGACUCAGACUCCUGCAGCCCAGCCAGUACCAAGACCAGUUUCUCAAGCAAGACCUCCCCCAAAUCAGAAGAAAGGAUCUCGAACACCCAUUAUCAUAAUUCCUGCAGCUACCACCUCUUUAAUAACCAUGCUUAAUGCAAAAGACCUUCUGCAGGACCUGAAAUUUGUCCCAUCAGAUGAAAAGAAGAAACAGGGUUGUCAACGAGAAAAUGAAACUCUAAUACAAAGAAGAAAAGACCAGAUGCAACCAGGGGGCACUGCAAUUAGUGUUACAGUACCUUAUAGAGUAGUAGACCAGCCCCUUAAACUUAUGCCUCAAGACUGGGACCGCGUUGUAGCUGUUUUUGUGCAGGGUCCUGCAUGGCAGUUCAAAGGUUGGCCGUGGCUUUUGCCUGAUGGAUCACCAGUUGAUAUAUUUGCUAAAAUUAAAGCCUUCCAUCUGAAGUAUGAUGAAGUUCGUCUGGAUCCAAAUGUUCAGAAAUGGGAUGUAACAGUAUUAGAACUCAGCUAUCACAAACGUCAUUUGGAUAGACCAGUGUUCUUACGGUUUUGGGAAACAUUGGACAGGUACAUGGUAAAGCAUAAAUCCCACUUGAGAUUCUGAAUUAUUUGGCUCCUCCAUUUCUGGAAAUUGAGACUCAAGCUUUAUGAAUUUAUCAAGAACUUAAAAAUGAAGGUCACAGAUUGAUCUUUUAUAAGACCUUAUUUGAUGCUUUGUGCUUCAAGGAGAUGAUGCCUGUCAUCCAUAUAAGCAAACUUUUUGGCUUACAACUAUUUUUUUAAUAAUUAGCCUUCUAGUCUGUAAUGGAAAUUGUAUAUUUUGAUAGAAGUUUUUUCUCCAUUGGUUAAAUUAGCAUUACUUAAAAUUUGUUUCUUUAGAAAAUAAAUGCAGGUUAUAAAUGUGUGUAUAUUUAGAGAUUAUAAGGCUCUCUGAGCCAUCUUCUGAUUUUUCAUUGCUCUAUAAUUCUUUUUACUGAAAAUACUAUGUUAUGAAUGGUAUUAAAUUUUAGUCUCUGGAACAUCCAAAACCAAGCAAAGGGAUGUGACUAUUUUGAAUGAAUCAGAAUGUCAACUUGUAUGUACACUAUAUCUACACUUGCUCUUUAUUUAAAAAGAAUAAUGAAAAAUCAAGAUCAAUUCUUCAGUUUGAUUGAACUGUUCAGCCUUUUCAAGAUGUCUUUAUUUACAAAUGAUUACAUUUAAAUGAAUGUACAUUCUUCUCACUGACUUUGGUGAUUUUGAAACCUAGAAUGAUGUGUUUCUAUCUGUAAUAUCUUUCCAUUUGAAAAAAAUCUCAAAACAGAUUAAAACCACAAUAGGCUGUAGUAUUUUUUAUUUUGGGAGCCAGAGUAUGAUUUGGGGAAGAAUAUGUAUCAGCCCUAUUGCAGUAUAACUUUAAGCUCCUUUUCUCUUUAGUCCACUUUUGAUUCUAAUUUUUAUGGUAUAGGAUUUUGAAUCUUCUAUUUUAAGCUUGUCAGUCUUGGAGUUCUUAUCUUCCAUUAUCCCUAAAUAUUGAUAAACUCCCAGGCACCAAAGAAAACAUUUGCUUAAUUGUCUGAAAAGAAACAAGAGAAAAACACUGGUAUUUUUAUGUGUGUAUUCAAUAUGGUAUAAAAUAGAAAAAGUAUAUUUUAACUUAGUGAAAUAUUUUACUAUUUCUCUACUUUAGACAAAAUGUUGCAUCCAAGGUACAUCAAGUGACCAUUUGCCUUGAACCUUGAUUUCACUUUGUUUUUUUUUUCCUUAAAAGCAACUAGGAGGCUUUACUUUCCUAAACUGUUUUUGCCAUUGGAAUUUUUGCUGAUCACAGUCUUACAUGAUUUUUUUCUCCAUUUUUAUUCCCAGCAGUUUUCUCCUAGGUUAACAUAUUUUUGGUGAACAUUUAGGCCUUUCAUAGGUAUUAAGCUGACAUUAUCUAGCUUCUUAAUGAAAUUUAACACUGUCACAAAAAUGAGAAGAAAUUAUUUUUUAAUUAAUCACAUAGUUCAUACCACUAGUAACUAGAAAAGAUAUUUAUUCACAUGAUAUUUACAAGGCUUUUCAGAACAGUCAGCAUUUUAAAUUACUAGAUUUUAGCAUACUUACAAGGUUUGAACAGAUUCUACCCCUAUUUUCCUCCCUUCGUAGCAUCUUCUUUCCUUAAAGAUAAAAGAAAACUCAAAUUUGUUCACAUUAGGCUUUCUUAGCAUAUAAAUCUGUUUCCAAAAUAAAUUACAUGUUGUGUAAACUUUCUCCAUGAUGAAAUAGUCAAGGACCAGAAUCUGUGAUAUUUUUAUGUAAGAUUACUUGUCAAGACUACUACAAGUCAAUAUGAACUACCUUCCCAUAAAGAUUUUUGGUAUUUGUACUUGUUUAUGAACUUUACUUGAGACAGAACAUGGUUAAAAUUAGGAACAUCUACUUUGAACGAGGUUUAUUUUUCUAUUUUGAAUUUGCCUUAUGUAUAUUCAAAGGCUUAUGGAAAUACUGUAAAGGAACAUUAGGAAAAGGACAAAUAUGCUAUAACCAUCUAUCUUAAAAUCAGACCCUUAGUAUAAGCACCUCUUUUUCUCUUUGAUAAUUUAGUCUCUUAUUUAGGUCCAUGUAAUUAAUUUCAUUCCAUUAUUUUUUAGCUGUUUAUUCUAAAAAACAAAAAUUUUCAGCCAGUCCCUAUUUAUUCUCCCAUGACAUGGUCCUGUAUAGCAGUACUUAACACAGUGCCUUGCACAUAGUAGGCAUUCAGUAAAUACUUAUAUGCAUGAAUGAAUAAUGUAUUUUCAAUGUAACAAAUUUAUUAUAAAAGUGUAGUUUGACUCUUCUUGGUCUUGGAGUUUGAGAGUACAGAAUUACAGGGAAUGAAGAGAGGUAUAAGUAGAUAUUUUAGUGGAAAUGAAGUAUAAAUUAAUAACUUGACUUACCCCUCCGUAAGUUACUGCUAACUGGAGAUACCCUUGUAUGCCCAACCAUAAAGGAAUGUUCUAUUUAUAUACUUACAGGAAAUUCUUCUCAGUCAGGGAACAGUAAGAAAUACGUAGGUUUCAAUCAGUUGCUCUCAACCCUGACUGCAUUUUAGAAUCAUUUGGAGAGUUUUUAAAAAUAUCCAUGCCUGAAUCUUGAUUCCCAUUUUCAUGUAAUUUGAGACAAGACCUGGUCAUUAGUAUUUUUUUUUUAAAGUUCUCCAGGUAAUUUGAAUGUGCAGGAAGGAUUCAGAAUCACUGGUUUAAUUUGUUAUUGAAAACAAUACCAGUAUUAAAUGUGUUUCCUCUUCCUUC
This is a messenger RNA of Symphalangus syndactylus (siamang), 4644 nucleotides long. RefSeq names its product cell division cycle 73 (gene CDC73). Gene Ontology annotation, biological process: positive regulation of transcription elongation by RNA polymerase II; transcription elongation by RNA polymerase II. Gene Ontology annotation, cellular component: Cdc73/Paf1 complex. The record is from RefSeq and is a predicted model, not a curated record. NCBI's taxonomy places the organism in Eukaryota, Metazoa, Chordata, Mammalia, Primates, Hylobatidae. Gene Ontology annotation, molecular function: RNA polymerase II complex binding.